Messenger RNA from Octopus sinensis (East Asian common octopus), 504 nucleotides. RefSeq names its product calcium/calmodulin-dependent protein kinase type 1-like. The transcript has 4 exons. The record is from RefSeq and is a predicted model, not a curated record. NCBI's taxonomy places the organism in Eukaryota, Metazoa, Mollusca, Cephalopoda, Octopoda, Octopodidae. The annotation marks the transcript as partial.
GAUGACGACGACGACGACGACGAUGAUGACGAUGAUGAUGAUGACAAUGAUGAUCUUCAAAUUAUAAAAGCCAAAAAGCCAUCUUGUGAUUUCAUUUUAUUCCUUUUUUUCAGGUCUGCGAGAUGAAUGAUGGAUCAAAGGCUGUGAAACUUGGAGAUUUUGGAUUAGCAACCGAUGCAAAACAACCCUUGUUCGUUGUUUGCGGAACCCCUACUUAUGUGGCCCGGAUAUUCUGUCAGAAAAAGGGUAUGGCCUAAAAGUGGACGUCUGGGCUGCAGGGGUCAUAACAUAUAUUUUACUUUGUGGAUUCCCUCCAUUUGUCAGGACUUGAUUGAACACAUGCUUCAGGUAGAUCCAGAAAUGAGGUUCUCCGCUGCCGAGGUUUUGGACCAUCCUUGGGUUGCUAAUGACACUGCGAAAGAUAACAAAUUACAUGUGGCCAAGGAAUUGAACCAAUAUUUCACACGUACCAAAAAACCAAAAGAUGGUUUGGCAGUCAUAGCA